GUAUUAGUGGUAAAGAACUGUUACUUGGUUCUUGGUGAGUUUUUUGUAGCAUAGCAUUCAGGACAUCCGAUUCUGUCAGGAGAGCAUAAGGAAGAAACAGGUUCAAUCUCCCUAAUGUACUUGCGCUUUCAAACGGUCCAGGGAUAUCGAUUUUCAUCCUAGGAGGGUUGAUUGACCCAGAUAAGACUAACCUGAAAUGCUUCAGUAGCACAAGGCUCCGAUAAGAAAAACAAACACAUCUUAUGACAAGCACCCAAGAGACUGUUCAAAAAGUGAUAAUUCCAUUGAAUACAAUAGCAUAAGGAUAAUGCUUUUGCCAAGUUUUCUCAUAUUGUUGGUAGGACUGGUGAUUUCUGUUGAGAGUCGGGGACCCCAUCAUCCAAGGGGUGAACCUGUGAAUCGAAGACAUCACAUCCAUUACAAACCAAAUCCAGGUGAUACAGGGAAAUUAACUCAGGAUAGUGCACUCUUGCACGACAAGCAACAUAUCGAGGAACAUUUGGAAGAUAUGGUGGACACUCCAGAUUUGUCCAAAAUGUCUGACGAAGAACUAGAAUUUUAUUACUUCCAAGCUCACGACACUGACAAAAACAACAUGCUGGAUGGUUUGGAAAUAUUACAGGCCAUCUCACAUAUUUUAGAUGAAACUGAUGUCUCAGGGAAUAUUAACAACGACAAAAAUUUUGAUUAUUAUAUAAAGCUCAUUGACCAGGUAUUAACAGAGGAUGAUAUCAACGAUGAUGGCUUCCUAGACUAUCCAGAAUAUGUCAGGAGUAGGCAGAGGUCUUCGAAAGGUAUUAAAACGAAAAAUGAAGAACCUCCAUUAGUAGAAAUUAUACCGUGAUCGUACUUAUAUAUACAUAUACAUAUUUGUAAAUUUGUAAUAAAUUUUUAUGGGUGAUUCAAUGUUUUUUAUUCGACGUUUUUCAAAAUAUUAUGCAGGAAAUGCACCUGCAUCAUAUAUAGCUAUUAUUUUGCUCAACUAGUGCUUUUGA
Messenger RNA from Coccinella septempunctata (seven-spotted ladybird), 995 nucleotides. RefSeq names its product multiple coagulation factor deficiency protein 2 homolog. The transcript has 4 exons. NCBI's taxonomy places the organism in Eukaryota, Metazoa, Arthropoda, Insecta, Coleoptera, Coccinellidae. Bases 308 to 844 code for a protein of 178 amino acids. The record is from RefSeq and is a predicted model, not a curated record.